This is a messenger RNA of Somion occarium, 1208 nucleotides long. The record is from the annotation of a GenBank genome assembly. Lineage: Eukaryota; Fungi; Basidiomycota; Agaricomycetes; Polyporales; Cerrenaceae.
UUUAGUAAGUCGUUGUCACCGUCAGGCGCAGCGAGGAGCGACCUUGUCAGUCGUAGUCAGUCGAGCAUGCCGACAUCCCAGGCAGGGAGCCAAAUAAGGCCAAAGAACGCGAGAAUUUCCGAUAAAGCUGCGCCUAAAUGACCUGACUUGUUCCUCACCCGAUAUCUGCCUCUUCUCUCUCUCUUUCAUUUCUCCAUCUAAUCUCGCCCAACUCUCACAUCUUAACUAUGGUUGCUCAAGUUCAGAAACCCGCUCCUGCUUUUAAGGCUCAGGCCGUUGAAGAGGGUCUCUUCAAAGAGGUCUCUCUGUCUGAUUACCUUGGAAAAUGGGUCGUCCUCUUCUUUUACCCGAUGGACUUCACUUUCGUUUGUCCCACUGAGAUCCUUGCCUUCAACGACGCACUUCCCCAGUUCAAGGAGCUCGACACUGUCGUCCUGGGCGUUUCCACUGAUUCCCAGUACUCUCACUUCGCCUGGGCCUCACAGCCCCGUAACCAGGGUGGUCUCGGCCCUGACCUCAAGCUGCCUCUCAUUGCCGACAGGAGCAUGAGCAUCUCUCGCGACUACGGUGUCCUCAUCGAGGAGGAGGGUGUUGCUCUACGUGGUCUCUUCAUCAUCGACCCGAAGGGUACCCUCCGUCAAAUCACCGUCAACGAUCUCCCUGUUGGUCGUUCCGUUGACGAGACCAUUCGUCUUAUCAAAGCGUUCCAGUUCACUGAGAAGUAUGGUGAAGUUUGCCCUGCCAACUGGAAGGAGGGCGGCAAGACCAUCAAGGCUGAUCCCAAGGCAUCGCUCGAGUACUUCUCGUCUGCCAACCCAAAUAGCAAGACCAAUGGUCAUGGCAUGGACGUGACCGCCUAAGUGUCUAUGAAGCCGCCGAGUACGAAUAACUUUCGCAUUGCGUUUGCUUGAUGUUGUUGUUGGCCGUGGUUGUGUUCAUUUCAUGUUGAUGAUUGUGUUUUUCUUCAUUUCUUGGUUUCUGUUUUCGAAAUUCAACCAUCCACUCGCGCUUCAUAUGUAGAACUUAGACGUAGAGACUUAGACAGAUAUUGAUACUGACAGAAUCGGUAUACUUAGGUCCUUUGCUUUAGAGGUAACCUUGUUACAUCUCUUUUGCAGAGUAGAUUGUACAUACAACGUUCACGUAUAUUGCCAUACGUUCGUAUACUUUUUGGAACCCCUACUCAAAAUCAUUGUGCUAUCGAGUUG